UCACAAACUGCACGCGCGAACAAUGUACACUGCAUUUAGGUAUUUUUGGAAUCUUGCGCAAGUUAAACCUCACUGUCACAUAAAGUGAAGCUAAAGAGACCAGUAAUGACCACAAGCGACAAUGGGUUCAGUUCUUAAAGAUGUCGUUGUCUACGUUGAUGUGUGGUCAUCAGACAAAAUGGCAAACUAUUCGAAACCGUUCGUUCAGCAACUGCAAGAAAUGGGAGCUCGGGUAUCAAAAACAUUCAAUAAACAAGUCACACAUGUAGUCUUCAACAACGGUCACCCGGCCACAUGGAGGAAAGCCAAGAAAAGUGACGUGAGGCUGGUCUCUGUUCUCUGGGUCGGCAGAUGUUACGAUGACGGUGUCCGCGUGGAUGAGGAGUUGUAUCCGGCCUUUAAUGAUGAAAGCAAUCCUAUGUUGAAGAACAAGAGACAUCGCUGCAUGCAGCCAAAAGAUUCUCCCGAGAGGACGCCUGAAAACGACAGACGCAUGAGGAAAAAAUUAGAUAAGAUGAUGAAAGACCUAGUUCCAAAACAACCUCUCAUUACAGAUGUGUCGUCGCCCAUCAUUAUUGAUGAGGAGAAUGGAAUAGUCUAUAGCCCUGCAUUGAAACGAUCAGAUUACAUGGCACAGCGUUUGAAAGACAUGAAAGAGAAACGGGAAAACCUCUCACUCACAGCUUCACAAAUGGUUGAAUCCUGCUCACCCACUGGGCUGAAGCCGUGUCUUGGGAGCACACCAACCAUCCUCAAAUUAAUGUAUGACCAGUCGGAUGAUGAUUCCAGUCCUUCUGUUGCUGAACCUGCUUACUCGCCUGAUAAAGAAGAAGGGAGAACGCAAGUUGAUGUUACUGACCAUGACCAUCCCGAAGAGCGCCACAAGCCGUGGCUCUCACCCUGCCACGAUGUGCCAAAACAGAUCUCAAGUCAUGUGGAAUGUGAAGACUUCAAGGACGAAGACGCGACGAGACUAAAAAAGUCUAGAAGGACCUCAGUCAGACAAAAGCCAGUAGAGAAACACAAGUCCGUAGGUUCAUUAGAAAGUCCGUCGAAGGAUAGGAGGUCUGGCAACAGCAAGAGCUUUCGUGAAGAAAAAAGGCAAUCGGAGAUAAAAUCCUCGAGUCCGUCACCUCACGAAACUGAAAAGGGAAAAAUGAAAGCCGCUAAAUCCUUUACAGAGACUAAGACGCAUCUUUGUUCUGACGCUGCCUCUAGCUGCCUCUCAUCACCGGCCGCAUUAGGUGAUGGUGCAGCUAAACUGUCAAAAGAAAGUACUUCCCCAUUACAGAGAACAACGAAACAAGCCAGGCCAUCCCUGUCUGCCUUGGUACGAUCCUUCACGAUAUCCAGCGACUCUAGAAGUCUUCCCUCGGGUUCCACUGACGGAGACGAUAAUGUGUUCGAGGACUAUUUCUCCCCGGCCAACCACCACCCGAAAUCAAAAAGGCCGUUGCUUAAUCUACCCGUGGAGAGAGACAUUCAGAUUCCUUUUGAGCUGGACUCUGUCCCACAGAAGAGAAAACUAAGCAGAAGUGAAAGCAUUGGAUCUGAAACGAAGAAAAAUAAAAAGAAGAUACUAGAAACAAGUCAGGCCUCUGACGCAAGCAGUAAGCCAAGAUGUCACCCACAACAGGACGUUAAAGAACCUCUGCCCGCAUCGGAGAGUCCAAGUAGCGAUGUUACACUCGUGGCUAAAAGGCGAAGACAGAGCACCUUGCCCUUCAUGAGCUCCAGCACGACCUCAUGCGAUACCGUGACACAGAGACGAGCGUCUACAUCGGUACGGCCAACAGCGUCAACAGAGGCCGACACUGUAUCGGAGGAAAACUCUGUGAAUGUCACUUCUCAUACCUUGGAAAAUGCUGGAGGAGGAAAUGAACGUACAGUUGCAGCUGCUUUAACAGAGCUCCCAUCUGAAGGCGAAGAAGAAAAUGACAAUAAGCAAGUCAGCUUGAGUCUUCAGAACAUGGUUAACCAAACAAAGGCGAUGAGAACAUUGGUCAUGACAAGCAUGCCCACUGAGAAGCAGCACACGUUGGCUCAGGUGGUGACGACACUCGGUGGUUUUUCAAUCGUUGACCGUGUGUGUGAGAGCACGACUCACGUGGUGUCCGGGGGUCACCGGCGGACUCUCAAUAUUCUGCUGGGCAUUGCCCGUGGCUGCUGGAUCCUGUCAUUUGAAUGGAUCCUGUGGUGUUUGGAGCAAAGGCAGUGGAUUCCAGAGGAGCCGUAUGAGCUUUCAGACCACUUUCCUGCAGCACAGAUCUGUCGUCUUCAGAGGCACCUGUCUGCCGGGGAACACCAGCAGGACCUGUUCCAAGACCAGCCAGCCAUGUUUGUGUCCCAGCACUCCCAGCCACCCACUCAGAGUCUGGUGGAGCUGAUCCAGCUCUGUGGAGGAACGGUCUGCAAAUCUGUGCGACAGGCAGGGAUCUGCAUCGGGACGUACAGCGGCAGGAGACCAGAGGGGAGCAGGGUCCUGUCUGAGCAGUGGGUGCUGGAUAGUAUCAUGCAUUUGAAGCGGCUGUCAUAUGACAACUACCAUGUGGAGUGAAAGCUGUGAAGUUUAGUUUUAAUAAUUUUAUGUUGAACAGUGCCUGGUCACAGACCCUCAGUUUCUAACUUACAGUCUUCCUGUUGUGGACCUGUCAGCUGGUCACUUCUGAGGACUAUCAACAACAAGCCAAGUUACUGUAAAACAAGCAAAACUGCUUUAACAGUGCAUGUCGAUCCUUUAUUGUUUUAAUUGUUAGUAGUAACCACUACUGUAUAAUUGUGUGAAUAAACAAGACAUUAGAGUGAACUUUGAGAAUGUUUUCAUUUAUAACAAUGUGAUUUUAAAGAUACUUGCUGAGCCAGUUUAACAUGUACAUGAAGAUAACAUACUGUAUCCGUAUAUAGUUUUGUGGUGCCAUUAUUAAUAAAUACUUUGGUUUUUGA
Anarrhichthys ocellatus (wolf-eel) is the source of this 2943-nucleotide messenger RNA. It is a transcript of the gene mcph1, whose product is annotated as microcephalin 1. Bases 122 to 2557 code for a protein of 811 amino acids. Gene Ontology annotation, biological process: mitotic cell cycle. The record is from RefSeq and is a predicted model, not a curated record. The transcript is spliced from 15 exons. NCBI's taxonomy places the organism in Eukaryota, Metazoa, Chordata, Actinopteri, Perciformes, Anarhichadidae.